Solanum dulcamara is the source of this 1588-nucleotide messenger RNA. RefSeq lists its product as uncharacterized. The record is from RefSeq and is a predicted model, not a curated record. The transcript is spliced from 9 exons. Bases 81 to 968 code for a protein of 295 amino acids. NCBI's taxonomy places the organism in Eukaryota, Viridiplantae, Streptophyta, Magnoliopsida, Solanales, Solanaceae.
GCCUCCAUAACUCCACAAAUUCAAGUGCCAAAACUCUCCAUUUCCCCUCACUGCUUCUUCUUCACUCUCACAGUAGAAAAAUGGCUUCUACUUCUGCAGCUUACAUGGCUACCACUACUUUCACUUCCAAUCUUCUUGAAAUCAAACAAAAACUCUUUUUCCCAAACACUUUACCAGAUUUAUUCCACCCUUUUUCUCCUAGAAAUCUCAAGAACCCAAAGUUGUUCAAGUUUCCUAAAAUGACACUGUCAAAUGACUAUGUGGGAAUAGGUAGUUUCAACUCUACAAGAACCAAUUACAACAUUCCCACUACUGGUAAGUUUUACAAAAGGAUGGAUUCUUGUUUGGUUAUUCCUCCACCAAAGGGUAUAAAACCCAAAGCUAUUAUCAAAUUUGUGGAUGGUGCUUUUAUUGGAGCUGUUCCUGAAGUUACUUACAGUUAUUUACUGGAGAAUUUGGCGAGAGAAGGAUAUCUGAUAAUUUGUGUGCCUUAUAAUGUGACAUUUGAUCAUGCCCAAGUCACUAGACAGGUUUUUGAGAGAUUUCAUACUUGUUUUGAUUCAAUUUUAGCAUCAGGGUUGCCUGAUGUUGGGCUUUCUGCUUCUGAGAUUGUUGAUUUGCCACUCUAUUCAGUUGGCCACAGUAAUGAUGCUCUUAUUCAAGCACUCGUCGGAAGUUAUUUUUGUGAGAAGAUACCUAAGGCUAAUGUUAUAAUAUCAUACAACAAUAGACCAGCGUCAGAGGCAGUGCCAUAUUUUGAGCAGUUGGGUCUUCUUGUUGGCCCGAUGGUGCCUGUUAUAUCUCCAGCGUAUUCAAUGGCUCAAUCGGCUUCAGGAGAUGCAUUGAGGGUGUUUCUUGAUACAGCUGGAACAAUCAUCCCUGACUAUGAUCAAGAAACAGUUGUUUCAUUGACUAAAUUUGCUGAUCAGUUGCCUUCGGUAUUUGGCGAGCUUGCUCAAGGGAUAUAAGAGUUCAAGCCAACACCUUCAGAAAAUCUUGAGUGUUUCAAAAACGCCUACAAUGUCAAGCGUACACUUCUGGUGAAGUUUGACCUCGAUCCAAUUGAUGAGACAGAUCGUCUUGAAGAGACACUAAAGCCUCGUGUAGAAUCUUUUGGUGGAAAAGUGGAGAAAAUUGCAUUAACCGGGAACCACAUCACACCAUGCAUACUGGAACCAAAAUGGCGAGUAGGAGCUGUAUACACUCCAGCAGAUGCUGUUGCUCAAGUGGUUAAGACUAUGUCAAUAAAUGACACUAAGGGCCUAUGUACAACCAUUGCCAACUGGUUCAGUUGUCUCGAGGAGUAAUCUUUUGUCACUUCAGCUGAAAUCCUAUAUCGUAUUGAAAUGUCAUUACCUGCAUAAACAUGGAACUCUCUGAUGCACAAUGUAUAGCUCAACGAUGAAAGAGAACUGCACAUAUAUCAUCACAGUAGCAUCAAUAGUACAGUUAAGCAUCCCCUUGCCCUCUGGAAACGAAAGAAGAAAUGUGAUGUCUAUACAACAUUGCAAAAGUUUACACUCUUUCUUUAAAUCUCUUGAAUACAUAAACAUAGUUCUCUAUUGAUGGUCCAUUUUGUUUUAUCUCA